ACUGUGUAGGCUCUGUAUGAGUCUGUAUGGCAGGAAGCAGAUGGGACGUUUCCUUUAAAAAAAAACCAAAGGUUUUUUUUGCUUGAAAUGUGCCCAUCAGAAGAUACUGACAUGAGGAACAGCUCAACACUUUCUAUCUGGGACUCUUGUGGUAAAGACUCAAUUUAUCCAUGGCGUUCACAACAGUACGGACCGGAGUCACGGACACUUACUCCAAUCAGACCGCUGGAAAUCACUCAUCAGAUGGCUGUUCACGUGAAAGUCCUCUGAAGACAAUAAUGUUUCCCAUUCUCUACAGUAUUCUUUUAAUCCUGGGCCUGUCUCUGAAUGGCUUGGCAGCAUGGGUCUUCCUCAGGAUCCCCAGCAAAUCUCACUUUAUCAUCUACUUGAAAAACAUCGUUGUGGCUGAUAUUAUCAUGACUCUCACUUUCCCUUUUAAGAUCCUCAGCGACUCAAACGUAGCAUCCGUAGGGAUGCGUGUCUUCGUCUGCCGUGUGUCAUCCGUGCUCUUCUACCUCACUAUGUAUAUCAGCAUUCUGUUUUUUGGUCUGAUAAGCAUCGAUCGCUGUAGAAAGACCAUGUGGCCUUUUGUCAGCACCAGCCAGAGACACCUGCUGCACAGAAAGCUGCUCUCAGGCUUCAUAUGGGCCUCGCUCGUGGCUCUUUGCCUACCAAACAUAAUUUUGACUAGUCGUCCAAACACUUCGGCUCAUUUUAAGUGCAGUGACCUGAAGACAUCGAUGGGACUACGAUGGCAUGAGGUGGUCAACCAUAUUUGCCAGGUGAUCUUCUGGGGAAACCUGAUAGUUGUGAUAAUAUGUUACGUUCUCAUUUCAAAAGAGCUUUAUAAGUCUAUUGCUCGAACGAGAUCUCAACAUGCAGUGAGCCAGGGACAGCAGAAGAAAACCAUUAUACAGUUGAAUGUCUUCCUUGUAUUGGCCGUCUUCUUCGUUUGCUUCGUACCAUUUCAUUUUGCCCGAGUGCCGUACACCAUCAGCCAGACAAGAGGAAAGAUGUUUAACUGCCAGGAUAAGUUGUUAUUCUUCCAGUUGAAGGAGAGCACGCUGUGGCUUUCCUCUCUCAAUGCUGUGCUGGAUCCACUCAUCUACUUCUUCCUCUGCAAGUCUUUCAGGAGAUCUCUCUUUAACACUCUCAGUAUCUCUCCUGGAUGCUGCAGAGAUCUCGGGACAGACACGGUGAGCACAGGGUAAUAUACCCAGACAUGAUAGAUGGAGAACUUUUCUAUUUUAUGUUUUCUGAACAUUCCCUUAUAAUAUGAUCGUGGCAAUGAGCUUUCCUAUAUGUUUAUCCUGGGAAAUGAUCUGUGCUUAAACUGACUCAUGCUUUGUUAUAAUUACAUGAAUGAUCUCAUAACACCUGUCAAUAUUUCACCUCCAAAACCAAAUAAAAAAUAAAUAAAAAAUUGCAUUUAUUAAGAUUGCAUAACAAGAUGUUAAAUUAUUUAAAAUAGUGAUUUUGUUGUACUGCUUUCAUUAAUAUUGAUUUAAAGAAAGCAAUAUUACUAUACAUCAGUAAUGAAGCGAGAAUCACAUUUUAAAACGUUUGGAUUGCAGUAGUAAUUUUGGUAACACAUUAAAAUAAGGUUCAUUAGUUAACAUUAGAUAACUACAUUAGUUAACAUUCAUUAAUCUUUGUUAAUGUUAUUUUCAGCAAUUACUAAUACUUUUUUAAAAUCUUGUUAACGUUAGUUAAUGCACUGUGAACUAACAUGAACAAACAAUUAAAAGCUUUAUUUCUAUUAACUAACAUUAACAAAAAUUAAUAAAUACUGUAACAAAUGCAUUGCUCAUGGUUUAUUCAUGUUAGGUAAAAAAUUAACUAAUGUUAACUAAUGAACCUUAUUGUAAAGUGUUACAGUCAUUUUUUAUUGUGAAAAAAAAUUGCUUAAUUGCAAAUAAUAUAUUAAGAUCAAAAUUGGUGUGCAAAAUAUUGUUCUUUCUGCAAAAUAUUAUAUUUUCUAUGUUUUGAUGAAAUUAAUUUAUAUACAAACACAUGUGCUGUUUUUCUUUAUACAAAAGGCUUUAAUACAGAGUGAGAGUUCAAGUCAAAUGAGAAUAAUGUUAGAUUUAACAAGGUUUAACUUCAUCAAUAAAAUGAAUGCAGAUUUUGUUAUUUCCAUAUGUAACACAAUCAUGUAUUUU
This is a messenger RNA of Paramisgurnus dabryanus, 2162 nucleotides long. Its product is annotated as P2Y purinoceptor 12-like. NCBI's taxonomy places the organism in Eukaryota, Metazoa, Chordata, Actinopteri, Cypriniformes, Cobitidae. The record is from RefSeq and is a predicted model, not a curated record. Gene Ontology annotation, biological process: G protein-coupled receptor signaling pathway. Gene Ontology annotation, molecular function: G protein-coupled purinergic nucleotide receptor activity. Gene Ontology annotation, cellular component: membrane.